Molecule: messenger RNA, 575 nt
Organism: Ectocarpus siliculosus
Lineage: Eukaryota; Phaeophyceae; Ectocarpales; Ectocarpaceae
Source: the annotation of a GenBank genome assembly
AUGAACAACGACGGGUUCGAGGGCCUGCAUGACCCCGGAGGGGAACUAUCGCCCGCGGAAGCAGCACUGUCCAUCAUCCUCCUGGUCUUGGUCGCGUUGGUGUUCGCCUACCACUACUUCCUCGCCUGGAAGUUCUUGCCCGGGGGGUGGCUGGGGUGGGGGAUGGUCUCAGGGCAGGUUGCGGAGCCCCCUCCGCCUUCUCGAGCAGAAAACCGAUACCUGCAGUACAUGGCAUCGAUCACCGUGAUCAUGGUGUACAUUGUUCUCUUCUCGGCGUUCGCUUACAGCAGGGGGGACGAGUGGGACUACCACUACGUCCUCCUGGCGUGGCUCAUGUCCCUGAUCGCCGCCUUCGACGACUACAUCAGCGUGGCGUGGCUGGGGAUAACGACCGGCGUGUUCCUGCAGGGGGUCGGGGCGUACUCUUUUCGGGUGUUGUUGCAAGGCUACGACGACUAGAGAGAAGACAGGCACGCCUAACACGGGUGUCGUUUGGUGUUUGCUUUUGGCUGGCAACAACUUCUGCGCGCAAGUUUCUGCAAUGCGCACGCCUAAGUAACUGCACUGGCUGGUAC